AAUUCACCAAGGCAAUACAUUUUAGCUAAACAAAAAAAUAAGAGAAAAACAAAACUUUGUAGGUGAAUCGAUGUCGUUUAGAAAAGUAGAGAAGAAACCAACCGAAAUGGGCCGUCAAAUGACACACGAGAAGUCGGACUCUGACUCAGACAACGAAGGAACCCCCAUGACGGCUGGCGGUUACACUGAAUUCGUUGCCCGCAGCGACUCAGACUGGGACGAACCUUUUUAUUCUGGCAAAGCCCGUUCUAACCUCACCACCAAGGAAACUGGUCCCACCAAUAGCUACAGCCGCAAACAUUUCUCUAAUAACUGAUCAUGUAAGAGAUGGGCUUGGCAACGUAAAAGUGAGAAAUGAAGAUAUGCAAGCUCAUUAGUUAAAUAAUGCCCAUAUAACUUAUGUAUUAUGUCUGAAUGUCAUAAAUAAGAAUCCAAGGAUGGAUGAUGCCGCAUGAACAUAUCAAUGAUUAUAGUCUCAUUGGUUUCAUGCGGUUUUAUACAAAGCAACUAUGCAACUAUGGAAUGAGAAGAAUGUUACAUAACUCUAA
This is a messenger RNA of Arabidopsis lyrata subsp. lyrata, 548 nucleotides long. RefSeq lists its product as uncharacterized. The transcript has 2 exons. Bases 71 to 316 code for a protein of 81 amino acids. Lineage: Eukaryota; Viridiplantae; Streptophyta; Magnoliopsida; Brassicales; Brassicaceae. The record is from RefSeq and is a predicted model, not a curated record.